AUGUUGUACAUAACGUGCCACCACCGCCCGUCAAUUUUCCAGUCCGAACGGAUAAAUAGAUUAUUAGUCGCGGGAAUAAAAGUAUUCUUAAUCUUGCCCCCAAAAGUGAAGGACCUCGCACUUGGCAGCAUUCGCGGCCAUACUCGCCGAUUUCAACUACCAACGGGCAAGGCGGCCGCCGGAGAGCCGGAAGUAAAACUGUCGGCGGCGGAGGCGGCACCAAGGUCGCCAUUGCUGGAUGGCUUUGUACGAGUAGAGCUGGACGAGCAACUGGCUGCUGCCGCCGCCGCCGCCACUUACUCUCUGAUGUCGGGUGGCAAGGCGGCGGGCAGGAGGGGGGGUGCCGGAUCGCCGGCGGCGGCGGUGGUGGUGCUGGUGCCGGCAGUGGGGUUGAGCUUUACGGGCGGGGCGGCCAUAAUCCCCGAACCGCUCCCUCCAGCCCCGGGGCGCCCUUGGUUCGGGCACGCGGGCAGCAAGCUCAUCACCGAGGCAUGGCUGCGGUAUGGAGUGGAUAUGCCAGCAUCCCGCAACACGGCCGUCUGGGCAUUCCAUGCGGAGCCUAACCCGUCCCACCACCUCCACAACUAUCCCUCUAUCCUCCCACACCUCGCCGACAUGAGCCAGCACUUCGAUGACCUCCUGGCUUCCGGCGUCACCGAGCAAUAUGACCCCAGCUGGCCCAUGGGAGUGUUCGGAGGAACUGGCACAGCUGACUGUGGCAUUACACGGCAGCGCGGUACAGACAGCUCAUCCGUCACCUACGAGUCGGGGUGGCGACACUUUGUACACUUCUGCACAGAGGUCGCAGGGGUGCCGGAGGCGGGCGCCCUGCCCCGCCAGCGUGGGUCUGACCUCAAUCGGGACCUGGUCUGUCUGUUCAUAGCGCAUGCAGUUGGCCGGUACAUGGCCUCCACCGUCAUCGGCACGCUGAGCACCCUGGCGGACUGGCAGUGGUUCAUGGGAGUCUCGCCAGAGGCAUAUAUCAGCCGCGACCCGCUGGUCAAGCGAACCCUGGGCCAAGCGUUGCUGCGAGGCUGGAGUCGGCAUCGACCAAGACGAAGGCACCCCUGCCCCUGGGGGGUUCCCACUGAAGCUUACGGGGAUCAGAAAAAUGUUGCCUCCGCUGUUGUGGCCGGUGUCGCAGCUGAGGCGAGGUCAUUGCUCGGCAUAUUCUCUCACCCUCAUACUACGUCUGUCAAGGCCUGGCCUGCUCGCCUGGAUGGCACCAUCUGCUUUCCAGAGCUUGACGACCCGGACUUCACCUUGCCGGGGCUGGGUGAUAAGGCUCCGAUAGCCACUACCCUGGGCCUAGGCUGUCUGCACGGCUUGCAGCACCAGGGCUUGCUGAACAGGGUCCGCUACCUCAGCAUGAUCUCCGUGUGCGUGUUGAAUGCAGUCGGCCAAGUGGCUGGUUUGACUAGCUAG
Molecule: messenger RNA, 1425 nt
Organism: Volvox carteri f. nagariensis
Lineage: Eukaryota; Viridiplantae; Chlorophyta; Chlorophyceae; Chlamydomonadales; Volvocaceae
Exons: 7
Coding region: 1-1425 (474 amino acids)
Source: RefSeq, a predicted model, not a curated record